ACAAAAAUUAAUAUUUAAUCGUUUUCACUGAUAAUCUUGAUUUCGAGUUUGAAGUGUUUAAUUUUGUUUAUUUGAGCAUCCAAUUUUCAGAGAUUUUCCCAAAACUUAAAUAAACACCUAAUUUGCGAGAUGAAAACUAGUUUCCUUCUUCUAUUUAAUCCUCAAGAUUGUGAGGCCCGAGUCGAUUGAUGCCCCUUCCAAUGCUGAAGUCAAUUAGCGAACUUUCUGCCGCGCUGCCCAAACAAAGCUGGAUUUGGACCAUUGGCGUUGCGAGGUGCGCAUUUAUCUUUACGAGUGCGUCUUGUGCGCAGCCUCAGGUGCGAUAAGGCCCUCGGCAGGUAUAAAUCCGAGGGGCUCGGGCGGCUUUGCCACUUUUUCCAUUUAAUUAAACCAUGUCGCACAUCUCGGACGUGAUCUUGGCCGAAAACGGCCGACCGGCCCUCGUGCUGUCCACCGUGCUCGAGGAGCAGGAAAUCGACUGGCCGGCGCUGACCACCGCCAGGGUCGUGGCCAUGCUGGUCCUCGGCUUGGUCAGCUUCGCCCUGGGCCUCCUGCCAUGGGCCAUGGUCAAGAUUUUCAAGCUGGACGUCGAAGGACUCAUGCAGAAUGGCAAAAACAGGAUUUUCAUUUCGAUGCUUCUCUGCUUCGGUGCCGGCGUUCUUCUCUGCACAGCUUUUGUCCACAUGUUGCCAGAAUUGAGAGAAUCGGUUGAGGCUCAGGUUGCCCUUGGAAACUUGCCUGAAACGGGCCACGCCGUGCCUCUGCCAGAAAUAUUCCUUUUGUCUGGUCUGUUCUCGGUGUAUCUGGUGGAGGAGCUGGUGCACCUCUUCUUCGGACGGUCGCCUGGGCACAGCCACGCGGCCAGGAAGUCGGACCUGGAGGCUUCGUCGGACAGCGUCGCCGUCAGCAACAACAGCAAGGAGAGGCUGGCGCGGCGCAAAAGCUCAAUUUUUUGGCGCCGCCCCAAGCUGCACUCGCUGUUCACCAACCUGAGCGCCCUGAUCGCGGUGCUCGCCCUUUCCUUCCACGCGGUCUUCGAGGGUUUGGCCGUCGGUCUCGAGUCGAGCGCCACCAACGUGUGGUACCUGAUGGGCGCCGUCGCCGCGCACAAGUUCGUCAUCGCCUUCUGCGUCGGCGUCGAACUGCUCGUUUCAAACACCAGCUUCCUGCUCGUUGUGCUUUCGGUCGGAGUUUUCGCAAUCGUCACUCCUUUGGGAAUUGGCAUCGGCAUCGCCGUGACAUCGGGCGAGUCGUUUUCCGCCGAGACGGCGGCCACCGUGGUCCUGCAGGGCAUGGCCGCCGGAACUUUGAUCUACGUGGUUUUCUUCGAGGUUCUGCACAGGGAGCGUUCCAGCCUCACCCACUCCGGCAUUUGGCAGUUCCUGGCCGUGCUCGUCGGAUUCCUCGUCAUGUUCGGACUCAUCAACGCUGCUGGACAUGAGCACAGUCACGAGGACGAACACAACCACACCGACGUUCACCACCACCCUCACGAGGCGCCAACCCUGAGCUCCAUUCUGCCGCAGCUAGUGCAAAACAUGACUGACAAAGUAGUGGGCCAGCUAACGGGAACCACCCCUGAAGUGCACGGCGACCACGACCACCACGAACAUCACCACCAUUGAAGAGGAAGAAAAUUCAAUUUUCUAUUUAUUCCCUGAGACCUGUUUUAAUUAACAUGUUAACUCGGUGUUUCUUCAAUAUGUAUAAACAUUACAGUCUAGUGUAAAAAAAUACAAAAUGGGGCACCUCUUGCAAAACAAAAGUGUGUACCAAUAUUUUUAUGAAAAAGUAUAGUGAAUUGACAAAAAUGGGUAUGAGAGGAAAAAUGUAUCAAAACUGAUUUUUUUCUUUCGGAAGGCUCAUUAAAUUUGCGUAUGUACAAGAUAUAGUUUUAUACACGAUUAAUUUCAGCAAUAUAUGUACAUUAAAGAUUGAUUGUGCAUUUCCCCAUUAACAUGAGCAAGUAUAUAUUUAAGUAAAUUUUGUUCCGGAGAUAAAAAAAUGAUCUUCUUUUGUUUGACGACAGGGUAUAAAAAGUUCUCUUUUACUCUGUGCAUUACAAAAAUUAUCAAACCAGGAGUAACGAAUUAACGAUUCAAAUAUGCAAACACAAUUUUCGUUAAUUGAUAAAAACAAACUUGAAAUUAAUCAAAAUUUUAGUCAACAUAUUUGAAUUGCUAGUCAAAAAAGAUAAGCACGAAUUUUGGUGACUAAAAAUGAGUUAGUUUUUUUGUAACCCACAACUUGAAGUUCAUGCUUCAUCUUUUUCGCCAUCCUAAGAGAGAAGCUAAGAGAAACAGGAGUAAAAUAAUAAUUGUUCAUUUUUCAUUAAUGAAUAUAAUUACAGGUGUUUUUUACAAAUUGUAACAGUUCCUCAUGUGAUAAUGUAACCGCACACACUCUUGGUAAUUAUUAUUCAGGCACUCAGAUGGACGUGAUUCUUCAAAAUUAAAUGAGAAUUUUCAUGUGUACAUGUUUGCGAGAUUCUUUAUUUAUGUACUCUCGGUGCCAACUGAUGUGUGUGACUUUAGCUUUGUGAGUGUAAAUAUGCGAGAGACAAGAGAGAAACAUGAUCUUUUUCAAAUAAAAUAAAAAAUACAAUUUUAAUUGAAAUUUUUAUA
This is a messenger RNA of Neocloeon triangulifer, 2624 nucleotides long. RefSeq names its product zinc transporter ZIP1-like. Gene Ontology annotation, biological process: zinc ion transmembrane transport. Gene Ontology annotation, molecular function: zinc ion transmembrane transporter activity. Gene Ontology annotation, cellular component: plasma membrane. The record is from RefSeq and is a predicted model, not a curated record. NCBI's taxonomy places the organism in Eukaryota, Metazoa, Arthropoda, Insecta, Ephemeroptera, Baetidae. The transcript has 5 exons. The coding region runs from base 393 to 1625 and encodes 410 amino acids.